Pogonomyrmex barbatus (red harvester ant) is the source of this 1870-nucleotide messenger RNA. Its product is annotated as RNA-binding protein 45. The record is from RefSeq and is a predicted model, not a curated record. Gene Ontology annotation, molecular function: RNA binding. Lineage: Eukaryota; Metazoa; Arthropoda; Insecta; Hymenoptera; Formicidae.
CCUCCGUCAGCGGCGCGUGGCGCAUCAUAUCGCCGACCGCCGACCAUAAACCGUAAACGCUUGGCACGGCGGCCGUAGAAUUUCUGGCUUAACGAUAGAUAGUCCGCGCUCGCAGCAGCGCUCGUGUUCACGUUUGGAAAAUGGCCGACCACAGGGAACGAGAGUCGUACUAUUCGCAGACGGAUCUGCGCUCCAAAAAUGACGACCCGCCAAAUUCGCGGCUCUUCGUCAUCUGCCACAAGAGCCUCGAGGAGGACGACCUCAGGAAGGCGUUCGAGAAGUUCGGCAAGAUCGAGGACAUCUGGGUGGUUAAGGAUCGUAAUACGGGGGAGAAUAAAGGUGUCACAUAUAUCAAGUUCUCUAAAACAUCAGAAGCAGCAUUUGCUUUGGAAGAAAUGAACGGCAAGAUGCUGGGUUCUGUUGGCAGACCUAUAAAAGUGAUGAUUGCGUCAAAUCGGGACCAGGGUUCGGUACGCGAGACGAACGAAGAGGAGAGGUGGGUUCGCUUAUUCUGUGUAUUGCCGAAAACAAUGACUGAUAGCGAGCUGCAACAGGAGUUUUCCAAGUUUGGCGCGAUCGAAUAUGCCACCGUCGUGAAGGAUCGCAGUACGAAUGAAUCGAAGGGUUUCGGCUAUGUCAAGUUCAAGAAGGUGUCCAGCGCGGCGCGAGCGUUCGAAGAGUGUGACAGAAAGUACAAAGCGGUGUUUGCCGAGCCAAAGAAGCCAAAGCCAGAUCACAACGAUGCCAAGUACAACAAUGGUCUGUCUGGUACCGCGUACGACGGCACCGGUAGUAGUUACGGUUCCUCGAACUUCGGGAAAAGCAGCAUCAGUCUGGAGAUCGCUACCAAUUAUUCCAACUCGGAAGGCUACACGCGUCUACAGGUGAUAGCACAUCCGGCCUUAAAUCAAGAUCAACUGUGGAAAUUGUUCGACAUUGUGCCCGGGAUGGACUAUUGUCACUUGAAGACUGACGUGAGAUACAGAAUGCCACGUGGCCAAGCAGUAGUGGUGUAUAACAAUCCGAGCGCGGCGGCAUACGCACGUGAGAAGUUCCACGGUUUCGAGUAUCCACCCGGUCAUCGAAUGAUCGUCAAACCAGAUUUGACAAGCGCGCCGCCAAAGAGCGCGUCGAAACCGGGCGGUUCGGCAGCGGGUAGCGUUGCUAGUGCGAGGACGGAUCUAGCACAUUUGGCAGAGACCAUUGCUCAAGCCACGUCGUUGAUUCAGGCGGCAGGUCUGACAGCACCGAGUCUGGACCACAUAUCUGUAAAGUUACCUCCGGUACAACCGAUGGCAAGUAUAGAUGCCGAGGUUGCCAAGAGAUGUUUUAUCGUGUGCGGUCCGCCGGUGCCGCCCAUCUAUGCUAUGAAGGACGCAUUUUGUAGGUUUGGAAAUCUCAUAGAUGUAUAUAUGUUACCCGGCAAAAAUUGUGGUUACGCUAAAUACGCCAGCGUUAGCAGCGCAAACGAAGCUAUCGAGGUCCUGCACGGCCAAGAGAUCUGUGGUUCUCGGCUGAAAGUGCUGGAGGCAGAGGAACGAAAUGUCGGCGAGGAUCGACGAAAACGACUAAGGAUGGACGAGGACGAGAAUUGAACGUGUUUUAAUUAAAAUGCGUAUCUCAAUAUCGUGAGGAUUCCACGAAGCAUCGUACCUGAAGACUGUGAUAUUAUCUCUAGCGUCAUAAGAUUAUUAUAAUGUUUCUACAUAAGUUUGUACAUAAAGGAGAAAAGUUUUACAAAAUAUAUUAAAUUAUUAUAUUUUAACACGGAUACUUGUGAUAUCUCGAACACGUUAAUUUAAUUAACCUUUGCCUUACACAUGUGCAUGUAUAGUUUCACUAAAUAACUGUAAAUAAAAAUUUAAUCUUA